Messenger RNA from Lepisosteus oculatus (spotted gar), 2138 nucleotides. Lineage: Eukaryota; Metazoa; Chordata; Actinopteri; Semionotiformes; Lepisosteidae. The record is from RefSeq and is a predicted model, not a curated record.
UCUGCUGAACACAAAGGAAAAAAACUUUACAAUCUGUAAAUCAUAAAAUAAAUUUAAAACAAUGGUGUCAUUUACUUGCAAAGUGUCUGUGACCACUGGCAAGAUGGCUUUUGCUGGAACCAAUGACAAUGUUUAUAUCACCCUGAUAGGUACUGAUGACACAAGUGACACCUUUAAUCUGCACAACUGGGGUCAAAAUCUGGUCCGUGGAACUACUAAUGUCUACUACUUUAGUUGCAAAAAACAUCUGGGGGACAUUGUGCUGAUCAGGCUGGAAAAAUCUCCUCAUCUGCUUGGAGAUGACUGGUUCUGUUCGAUGGUGACAGUGGAGUUUGAGGAGAAAACCUACAACUUCCCUUGUUACAGAUGGCUGAAGGGGAAAGAGAGCCUUGAGCUGAGAGAGGGCAAAGCAAAGAAGCCACAGGAAGAUCAACUUGACAUCCUGCAGAAACACAGAAAGAGUGAGCUGGAGAGCCGGAGGACCUUGAUUCAAUGGGCUGCUACAGAAGAAAACAUUCCAAAACAUGUGCAUUAUGAGAGACCAGAGGAUUUGCCUUCAGAGCUGCAAUUGUCAUACACCAAAGAGACUGAAUUGAACUUUUCAAUUUUCAAAGCUCUAGCAGACCUUGGCCUGGGAGGUAUUACAUGCAAUAGGGAUUCCUGGGAGAGUAUGAAGAUCUAUGAGAAAUUCUUCAACCACUACAAAACAACAAAUAUAUCAGAGAAAGUGCAAAAAUAUUGGAAGGAAGACAGUUUUUUUGGAUACCAGUAUCUAAAUGGCACCAACCCCAUACUGAUCAAACAGUGCAAACAGAUCCCACCAAACUUCCCAGUUACCAAUGACAUGGUCCAUGAAUUCCUGGAAAAAUCCAGCUCCCUUCAGGAAGAAUUGGAGAAAGGAAGUAUCUAUCUGGUGGACUAUGAACUGCUUGAUGGCAUUGAAACCAAUAUUAUCGAUAACAAAAAACAAUACCUUCCUGCUCCUCUCUGCCUUUUGUAUUUGGAUAAUGAAGAAAACCUGAUGCCCAUUGCCAUUCAGCUUGAGCAGAAGGCAGGACCAGAAAACCCCAUAUUCCUGCCCAGCGACUCUGUCUGCUGGCUCUUGGCGAAGACUUAUGUGCGCAGUGCUGACUUUAACUAUUUCGAGUUGGUUACUCACUUACUGCGAACCCACCUGUUGGCAGAGGUAUUCUGUGUUGCCACACUCAGGCAGCUACCCUCAGUGCACCCUGUGUUCAAGGUCCUGAUUCCUCACAUGCGAUAUACCCUUCACAUCAAUAUUUUGGCAAGAAAUACACUGGUUUCCAAAGGUGGUGUUUUGGAUGAGGUCAGCAGCUGUGGAGGAAAGGGGAUCUCUGAAGUGAUACAGAGAGGUUUGACUUCCCUGACUUACAGCGCCCUCUGUCUGCCGGACGACAUCGCCGCUCGUGGGGUAGGAGGAAUACCCAACUACCACUACCGCGAUGACGGCCUUAAACUGUGGGCUGCGAUCAACAGGUUUGUGGAAGGCAUACUGAAACAUUACUACCCAGCAGACAAAGAUGUCCUGGAAGACACAGAGCUGCAGGCCUGGAUAGAGGAUAUCUUCACCAAUGGGUUCUUGGGAAGGGAACAGUCAGGUAUUCCAGAAACCUUCCUCACCGUUCAUGAACUAACUAACUUUCUCACCGUGGUCAUAUUCACCUGCUCGGUGCAACACAGCGCAGUCAAUAGUGGACAGUUUGACUAUUGUUCCUGGAUGCCUAACGCUCCCCCCACCAUGACCCGCCCUCCUCCCACUACGAAGCAGGAUCUCAUCUUUUCUGAGCUCAUUCACAGCAUAGCUGAUAAAAACAGCACCUUAAAGACUCUGGCUGUCACAAGGAUGGUCAGCUACUCUUAUCUUGACAAAGUUAAACUGGGAGACUAUCCAGAGAAACAAUUCACAGAGAAAAGACCCCAAGAUCUGAUUUUAAAAUUCAGAUCUGAGCUGGAGAAGAUUGAGGAUGAAAUAAAUGCUCGCAACACAAGCAUUGAAAUUAAAUACACAUACAUGCUUCCAUCUGUUGUGGAGAACAGUGUGGCUGUCUGAAUGUUACUCUCAAGAGGCACAUUCUAAACUCAGUGUUUUGCCUGUUUUGUUUCAUCCUGAAUUUAAA